Messenger RNA from Tympanuchus pallidicinctus (lesser prairie-chicken), 3497 nucleotides. RefSeq names its product N-acetylneuraminate pyruvate lyase (gene NPL). NCBI's taxonomy places the organism in Eukaryota, Metazoa, Chordata, Aves, Galliformes, Phasianidae. The transcript is spliced from 11 exons. Gene Ontology annotation, biological process: N-acetylneuraminate catabolic process. Bases 483 to 1313 code for a protein of 276 amino acids. The record is from RefSeq and is a predicted model, not a curated record. Gene Ontology annotation, molecular function: N-acetylneuraminate lyase activity; 4-hydroxy-tetrahydrodipicolinate synthase activity.
CUCGAUGACGCCCAGAAAGAAGCUGGAGGGUCUGGUGGCUGCCACAGUCACCCCAAUGACUCCUGAUGGACAAAUCAACCUUUCAGUGAUUCACCAGUAUGUGGAUUACCUGGUGUUAAGCCUCAGAUACGUGGUUCCACUUCAUGACAGAAUCACCAAAUUUCAGUUCAGACUUUUUCCUUGUAGUGAAGGAGUGACUGUUCCCUUGCUGAGUAUCCUUUCAUGCACUUGACAUUUUGCUGGGUGAAAGAGGUAGCAGCUGUUGGGGAGGACAUGGGACAGUUUCAGCAGCUGGCUUUGUCUCCUUCCUCGUACAACUGCUGAUGCUGAAGCAUGCUUUAGACACAAGCAUUUAGCGAUGGCAACACUUUAAACUCCUUGCAGAUGCUCGUGCAGACUGAUGUUGUCUUAAAAUGGAUUGAGGGAAAUAUAAUUCUGCUUAAUAUCAUCAGAAUUGUCAGUACUUUUCUUCAGCAUAACCAAUGUAUUGGGCCAGAUCUCAACAGCUAUGUUGUGUUGUAACAGUGAAUGGCACCACAGGAGAAGGCCUGUCCCUUAGCAUCCAGGAGAGGAAGCAGUUGGCAGAAGAAUGGAUGUGCCAAGGGAAAGACAAGCUGGAUCAUGUGAUAAUUCACGUGGGAGCUUUAAGUCUACUGGAGUCCCAAGAACUGGCCAGACAUGCAGCAGCCAUAGGUGCUAGUGGCAUUGCAGUAAUAGCUCCCUCCUUCUUCAAACCCACAAACAAAGAUGAACUCCUUGGUUUCUUACAGAAAGUUGCAUCCGAAGCCCCUGCAGUUCCAUUUUAUUACUACCACAUUCCAGCUCUGACGGGUGUAAAGAUUCGUGUUGAGGAGUUGCUGGAUGGAAUAAGAGAGCAGAUCCCCACCUUCCAGGGUGUGAAGUUCAGCGACACAGACCUCUUGGACCUUGCACAGUGUAUAAACAAGAAUGAGAGAGAACAGUUCAUGUUCCUCUAUGGAGUAGAUGAGCAACUGUUGAGUGCACUGGCAAUAGGGGCAAAUGGAGCAGUUGGAAGUACCUACAACUACCUAGGUAGGAAAACCAAUCUGAUGCUGCAAGCUUUUGCAAAGCCAGACCUUGCAUUAGCACGGAAGUACCAGUUUCUCACGGGGGAAUUUCUCAGUUUUGUCAUCAAACUAGGUUUUGGGGUUGCACAGACAAAAGCUGUAAUGACUUUUGUUUCUGGCAUCCCCAUGGGACCUCCACGGCUUCCGCUUGUUAGUGCCUCUGAGGAAUUCAUUGCCAAGGCCAAAGCAAAGCUGGAGAGCAUUGUGUGGCCCGAUGGUGACUGACUUCACUCCCACGUCGGUGUGCAGGGGCUCCUUUUCUGGGAUUUGCUGUCACUUGGCAUGCUCCUCAUGCAGUGCCCUGGUUUGACUGGGAUCUCCUUCAGGAAAAUGAAAGUAAUCGGUGUGGAAGGGCUGGCACACAUGUAGCCAGCCACCUGCUCUUUAACUUCUCUCUGCUCCUCUGGAGCUCUGCACUGCCCGGCACUGGCUGCUAUCAUUAAACAAACAAAUGAAAAAAAAGACAAAAACAAACAAACAAAAAAACCUGGUUUGUUCCAGCAGAGGGAUCCUGACCUCCUUUUGUCUAGAAAGAAAGGUCUGUCUGCACUGCCCCAAACAGGAGGGGAAUCAACUUUUUACAAGGGUAGGCAGUGAUAGGACAAGUGAUAGUGAUAGGACCCUUUAACCUCAAGGAGGGUAAGUUUAGACUGGAUGUCAGGAGGAAGCUCUUCACAGGGAGAGUGGUGAGGUGCUGGAACAGCCUGCUCAGAGAGCUCUGGAUGCUCUGUUCUUGGGGGUGUUCAGGACCAGGUUGGAUAGGACCCUGGGCAGCAUCUGGUCUGCUACCAGAUCUGGAGGUUGGUGGGCCUGUCUGUGGCAGGGGGGUUGGAAUUUGGUGAUCCUUUGUGUUCCUUCCAACCCAAGCCAUUCUAGGACUCUGUUUUAUCUCUCCCUGAGCGUCUCAAGCCCUGGGGUGUCACUGCUGUACCACAGCCUGCUCAGGCUGGUGUUCUGCUGUUUCUCACCAAGUCAUUUGUACGUUGGUUGUGUCAAAUCACUGUUUACCUCCUCUCAUUGUCUUCGCACAUCUUCACUUCCUGCAAAAUUUAAAACAGAAGAACCUAAACCAACCCUUUUCUAAAAUCUGUUGACUCUCCAAUGAGUCAUGGUCCUGCAGCCGUUUCCUUGUAGCCCAAAUGUUUGGCACAUCUAUGACCCCUCACGACACAGCCCUGCCAUGGGAUAGGUGCUCUCCUGUGGUGGUAGAGCCUUCCCUGACCACUGCCCAGCUCCAUUCUGCACCCUGGGUGGGAGGGUUCACUGUGGGUUGGCUGCUGGGCAGGGGGGCAGCUGAUGUUGUGGGCCCUGGAGAGAAGUGAGCUCGAUGUGUUGGGUGGGAGGGCGGUCCCUUUGGGGCUUUGUGACAAGACCCUCAGGUGGGGACCUGGGGUAAUCCAGUGCAGGCAUCUGGGAGCUCUAAGGGUGAGUGAGAAGUGAGCUAAACCACUUUGUCAGGCAUGAAGCAGCCUGUUAAAGGCUGCUGCUGUGAAACUGGGUCAUAAAGAACUACAGACGUCUGUUGAACUUAUGCUGAAAUGUAUUAAAUUCCACUGGGUUGGCAUCUGCUCUGUGCGCUGCUGGGCUGAUCCUGGCUCCUGGGGUCCUGCACGUGCUGCUGGGGAGCCAGGCUUUGCUGCUCUACAGGCAGAAUAGCAGAGCUGCUGCACUGAAGCAUCAGCUCUGUUGACGAAGCUGCUUGUUGCUAACUGUAAUGACGUGGAGCAGCAGCAGAGGACGCACGAGCUCGCUCCUGACCUUGUCUGAGGGUUUGAGAUGGAGGAUGUGGGGAGUGAAGCUGUGCGGUUUGCUGCUGCCUUUUGGUAGAAUCCCUGCCUACGCCUCUUCGUGUUGCUCAGUGAGGUUUUGCAGUACAAUCCUACUCUCUGAGAACGAACUGCAGCGUUUCCUUUCAUAGAUACGAAGGAUUUUCUGGCCACAACUUAUACAUGAAAAACCUAUGGGAACGUGCAUCUAUCUGUCUGCAUAGCUAUAUAUAUACACAGUGGUAUGUGGUAAUGUUUGGUAAUGUUCUCUGGUACUUUUAGCAACUUAAAUUUAGCACUUGUAUAUUACUUAUUGGUUUUCAAGGCAAUCUACCCUGCACCCACAGCAGAUCAGCAGUUCUGUUUGCAGCUCUGGGUGAAAGGCUUGAACGACAUUGCCAGGACAAUUCCACCAGCAAGAGAGAUGUGCAGAACAGCACUGCCAGAGACCUUGUCACUUGCUUGAUUUGGCUGAAUGACAUGAAGAUGGAUGUGUUCAUAAAGAGUCUUUUGGAUUUUCCUGGAUGUGAGAUACAGCCCAGUGUUUGUUAGCUUUCUCUAGGUGCCAAAACAGUCAAUUCUAGAAUUGCUGAACUUCAGCUACUUGUUGGCUGGAAAUCUUUUUAUAGAGCACUCAGAAAAA